AUGUCGUCGGUGAGACAACGAACAAGCAGUCCAAACGCUGCUCAGAGAAGGAAGGCGACGACGAACGACGACGAGAAAGAGUUCGUCAUCCCUCGAGAAAUACUCGAAGUUAUUGAAAAAAAUCGCACCAGAGAUGUUCUUAAAAUGACUGCGUUUUGUUUACUCCCGACCUCAAUAAUUAUUUUCGCGAAAGGGUUCGUGAGCGAAGAUAUGAGUGGAGUGAGUGUAUAUAACAUGGAUCAAGGCGCGCUGAAAAUCUUACUUUUAGCUGCGUUCACGUCCGUGUUGGCGUACGCGACAACCGCGCGUUUAAUACCAAUCGUCGCUCGACGCACGCUCGGGAAGCGAAACAUGUUUGGUUUAGAUAUUAACAAAAAAGGAACGAAAAUGGGCGAGAUUGCUAUUCCAGAGGCGUUGGGUUUAGCGAGUGGGUGUGCGGUGCUUGUGUCCUUGGUUAUCGGGAGGACUUUACACACGGCGUUCAUUUUGGACAACAGCGGAGAGAGCGAACACAACGCAGCGUUGGCGACGAUUGGGUUCAUGUUGUUUCUUGGAUUCGUAGACGACGUGUUAGAUUUGCCGUGGAGAGCGAAGAUGAUUUUACCCGGGUUUGCCGCGACGAUGUUGGCGCAAAGUUACCAAGGAUCGACGUCUAUCGUCGUCCCUCGCAUGUUUCGCGAAAAUAUGCGUUCGGUUUUAGGCGCGCUCGAUUCGGUCCCUAUUGUGCGGGAUAUCGUAACGAUGAAAGUGGACAUGAAGAGUGGAUUGAUGGACGUUGGGUACAUUUAUAUCGCGUUUAUCUGGUUGCUCGCAGUUUUUUUAUCGAAUGCGAUUAACAUCCACGCCGGUUUGAAUGGAUUAGAGUGCGGCCAAUCGUUAGUCAUCGCCGGCGGGAUUAUCGUUCUGAACGUUUGGAGUCUUUUGACAGAUCCAACGUCGAAUGUAGUCGUUGGACCGCACGUAUUUUCGUUGUUGUUAAUCGCGCCUUUCUUUGCUGCCACGGUGAGUUUGUUGGAGCAAAACUGGUACCCGAGCGCGGUGUUUGUGGGCGAUUCGUACACGUACUUCGCCGGGAUGACUUUAGCCGUGGCUGGCAUUUUAGGCCACUUCUCCGAAACGUUGCUGUUGUUUUGUUUACCCCAAGUGGUGAAUUUUUUGUACUCUAUUCCGCAAUUGUUUAAAAUUGUGCCGUGUCCUCGACACCGAUUACCGAGGUUUGAGACGCAAACCGGUUUAUUGAGUCCGUCCAAGGCGACGGAGACGCGAUACAACAUGAAUCUGGUGACGUUGUUUUUACGCGUUUUCGGGAAAACUACGGAAAGGAAAUUGUGUUUGCGAUUGUUAGCAUUUCAAGUCGCGUGUGUAGUAUUUACGUUCGCGGCGAGAUACGUGUUCAUCGCUUUCGUCCAUUGGAAAUAA
Messenger RNA from Bathycoccus prasinos, 1419 nucleotides. RefSeq lists its product with no specific name. Gene Ontology annotation, biological process: protein N-linked glycosylation; dolichol-linked oligosaccharide biosynthetic process. Gene Ontology annotation, molecular function: UDP-N-acetylglucosamine-dolichyl-phosphate N-acetylglucosaminephosphotransferase activity. Gene Ontology annotation, cellular component: membrane. NCBI's taxonomy places the organism in Eukaryota, Viridiplantae, Chlorophyta, Mamiellophyceae, Mamiellales, Bathycoccaceae. The transcript has a single exon. Bases 1 to 1419 code for a protein of 472 amino acids. The record is from RefSeq and is a predicted model, not a curated record.